ACUUAAAUCCUUCUCUAUCACUAGUAAGAAGGUUUAUUAUAAGAUUAUUAAAUGCAGCUUUUACUUUCACCUUCAAAAAACACUCCUCGAUUAAAUUAGAAUUUAAAAAAUUAGAGCUUCAAAGAGAUCAUAAAUGAUAAGGUUAGUUAGUUUAAGACUAAGCUCAUAAAUAGCUUUAAUCAGGAGACACUCUAAAAACUUAAAGAUUAAUAACUUUAAUAGUAGCAUUUACAAUAUGACUCUGAUUCAUAGGCUGAUUUAAUUGAAAAUAGUAAAAAUAAAGAAAAAAGUCCUUGCUCUUCAUCUCAUUCUGUAACUUUGGAAGAAAAUUCUUAGAUUUUGUAAAAAAAUAAAAUGAGUUCAUAUUCUUUUUUGAAUCUUUUGCCAGAAGCAAACCCGAUUCGAGACAAAUCACAAAAGGAAGAUUAAAUUAAAUUUAAAAGCACAUAAUGCAUAUUUUAGCUUAAGCAAGAUGACGAAUUAUUAGUUUUGGGAUAAUAAAAUAGUAGGGAGCCUUUACAUACGGAUUAUGAAAAUAAACUAUAAUAGAAUAAAACUUAAUUGAAUGCGAAUGAAUAGCAAAAUUGUUUAUCUAAAUCAUCAUCUCAAUCCUCAAAUCUCUAAGAAAAAAAUGAAAUUGAUGAAAGCUAAGAAAGCCAAAAGGUUUAUUAAGAAGAAAAAGAAUGUGCUGAGAAGCUAAAUAAAUAAGUAAAACAAAAGUAAAAAACGAAAGAAAAGAAAUAGUCUGAAUCAGCAGUGUAUGAAAAUUUAAAAGGCUAAACAGCUUGUUAAUUUUACUAGAAUGAGGAAUCCCAAAAAUCAACAGGUGUAAAGCUGAUUUAUAAAAAGUAAAAUCAGCACAUGCUAGUUAAUUUAUAAAAUAGAAUUUAAGUUAUUAAAGACACUCAAAGUAAGAAAUUCAUGUUAUAGUCUGAACUAAGCAAUACAAGAAACGAAAAUUUGGUAUUUGAUAGUUAAUUUGAAAGUGGAAAUCUGGCUUCUGCUUAUAUGAUAAAUGACUAAAAAUACAAUUUAUUAGUUUAAUAAGAUUUAAACACAAAUGGUUAUACCUAAUGGUUCUAUUUUAAAGUUACCAAUAAAAUUAAGAGCCAAAAAGUCUAGUUCACAAUUGGCAAUUUUUACAAAAAAGAUUCUCUUUUUUAAAAGGGAAUGAAGAUAUCAGUUUUUAGUAAAAAAAAGUUAGAAUAUUCAGGAAUAGGCUGGCAUAAAUCUGGAUUUAACAUAAAAUACAGUUCAUCCACUAUAUAAAAAGGUGUAAGUUAUUUCUCUUCUAAUUAAAACGGGAAAGUUUCUUAUCUGCUCCAGUUUAAAUAUGAUUUCGAAUACGAUGAGGAUGAAACCUAUUUUGCAUACAGUGUACCAUAUACUUACUCAUAGUUGUAAAAAUAUCUUAACAGUAUUUUAUCUUAAAAUUAUACUUUUUUCUCAAUGCGCUCCCUAUGCAACACACUUCUUGGAAACCAGCUUUUCCUCAUAACAAUAACAAACCCUAUUACUAAAUAAAAUCAAGAUCUUCAAAAAAAGGCUAUUUUUAUUACUUGUAGAGUUCACCCUGGAGAAACAAUAUCCAGCUAUGUUUUAGAAGGGCUAAUUAAUUAUUUGCUGAGUGAUUCAGAAGAAGCUUAUUAAUUGAGAGAGUAAUUUAUAUUUAAAAUAGUUCCCAUGCUCAAUCCAGAUGGAGUUAUUCAUGGGAAUUACAGAUGUUCUUUAGCAGGAUGCGAUUUAAAUAGAAGGUGGAGAUUCCCAAUUAAAAAUGUUCACCCUGAGAUAUACUAUACAAAGAGAGCAAUAUAUGAAUUAAAUGAAAAUUAUCCACUUAUACUUUAUUGUGAUCUGCAUGGCCAUUCUCGGAAAAAGGACUUUUUCCUUUAUGGCUGUGAAGAAAGAAAUGAUUUUUAUUCAGUUAGGGAGUUUCCAUUCAUUUUAAGCAAGAUUAAUCCAUUUUUUGAUUUCAAAAGCUGUGAUUUUAGGAUUUAUAAGAGCAAGGAGUCUACUUCUAGAUAGACUUUAUUUAGAGACCUUAACAUUGAAAAUAUAUUUACUAUAGAAACAUCUUUUUGUGGACCUUCUAGCCUUUUGAUACAUUUUAAUAUUGAGGAUUUAAAGCAAAUAGGAGCGUCGUUAGCUAAAUCAAUUUUAUGCAGAUUCUCAAAUGAAAAAGAAGAAUGCCUUAAAAAAAAUAAUAUCAACCUUUAAGAUUUGCAGGAAUUAAUUUAAAAUAAUAAAAAUUAAGAUGAUUGUGAAAGUGAUGGAUCAGAUAGCUAGCCUAGUUGUGAUAAUUUAGAUGAAAAAGAACUUGUUUAACUUUUGCCUACAAAUGAUGAAUAAUAGUCUAAUAAAAAGAAAAGGAAGCGCGUAGCAAGUUCUUAUUAAAAUAGGAUUGUUAUUACAAAAUAUUUUUCAAAAUCCCCAAUUAGAGAGAAAGAGAGAAAAGAAGAAAAAGCUAUUUCUUAAGAUCUGAAGGAAUUAAAAAAGUAACCAAGUAGGCCUUUAACUUAAAUUUCAGGCAAACAAACUCUACUUAAAACAUAAUAAGAUAUUUUAGAAACUGAUACCUCACCUAAAAUAUAUAAUUUUAUUAACACUUAAUCUAGAAAAACUCCAAUUAAGUGCCAUCCAGCAGAUAACUACCAAAUUAUUAAUACUAAUAUUUAAUAGCAAAUUAAUUCAGUAAACGAAUUUACUCCUUUAUCAGCAAAUUUACCUAAUAAACAAAAAUUAAUACUCUAUCAAAACGAGAAAAAUUAAUUUUAAAAAAAUUAAAUUUUAUGUCAACACAAGCUUUAGCAAUAAAAGGAAAUUGCAGAAGAUAAAUAAAGGCAGAAUUAAGAAGAUUCAAUAUAAAAGAAUUUUGAGGGUAUUUCAAGAAAUACAAACUAUUUUUAAAAAUAAAAUUUUAGAAAAAGUUAAACUCCUCAGCCACCAUUUAGGAGCCAAACAUCAAAUAAUACAAUAUAUAGAAAUGAAAGUGAUAAAAAAAGCACAAUUCCUGAAGAUAUUAUGACCAAAACGAAUCCAAGAUUUUAUUCCAAAUUUCAAAAGGAAGGACAAUAUGAAAAUUUAUUAGAAAAUAAUUAAGCUGAAAAUGAAUUUGUUGAAAAUAAUAACUAAUCAGAGAUAAAUUAGAUAAAAGAAUCCAUUCAGCCAUAGUAACUUUUAGCUAACAAAACAAGUGAUGGCUAAUCUACUCUAGUUGCAACAGUAUAUAGUAGUAAUCCUAAAAAUUAAACAAAAAAUUCUUACAUGCACUUCUUAAAUUCAAAUGCAAAAUUAGACUAUUUCUAGUAAGGCUUUGCAGCAGAGUUUUAACAAACUACUUAAUUUUUAAACAAUAACAAUUAAUAUAAAAAUAGAACAAACUAAUUCUUAACUGGAUAUAAACUAUCUAAUUUGUAAAGAUACAUUUAGCAGCAUUAAUAAAAUAUAGCAGUUAAAAAAAUAAAGACUGUUAUGUCGUAGAAUAGUCCAAGUCCAAAUCAACGUUUACUUAACAGACAAAUAACAUCAGCUUAGAUCAAGUCUGAUCAAAAAAAAUAAAACUCAUUACGAACUGAACCUGAAUUAUUUUUAUCAAAUAAUUUCCAAAAUGGGAAAUUACAAACUGAACAACAAGACUUUGAUUAACUUUAUGAAUUAAAUCCCAGUCUAAAUAACUAUUUAUUUUAGUAAGAAUAACUUCUAAAUAGUUAAAAUUAAAAUAAAAAUAAUAAAACACCUGAUCGAAUCAUUCAAGAUAGCUAAAAUUAACAAAAUGCAUCAAAUCAGUUUAAAAAUAAACAAAAUCUAUUGAAUGAAACUUAACACAGUAGAAUGGCUUAAACUAGCUACUUAAAAUAAAGGAACUAUGAAUAAUAGCAAGCCUAUGAUGUAAACAGGAAAGAAAUAUUGAAUAAAAAGCCAAAAGAAUAAUAAAAUACAUAAGAUCAAAUGUAUAAUUUUGCAUUCGUCAAUAGCAACUUAAACAUAUUUAGUAACCAAAUAGUUUAAAAUCAAUUAAAUAAUACCUAAAACAAAACAAAUAAUAAUAUUUUUUAUUAAACAACAAGUAAUUUUGCAAACAAUAAUUAUACCUAAUUAAACUAUCAACCUGAAAAACCCAAAUUCUUAGUGAAGGAUACUGAAAGAGUAUCUCCAUUUAGAAUGAUCUCUUAAGAUCAAACUAUCAACAAUUUUCAAAUUAAAAGUUUAUAAUCUAACUAUUCAAAUUAAAAGUAAUAAAUUUUACAAUAAAAGCAGGCAAAUAUUUAAAGCAAAAAACUAAACUAAACGUAAAUAAUAGAAAAAGAUAUAAACACAGCCGAACACCUGCUUAAUUAAAAACUCUAAAAUAAAUAUGAAAUAGUCUAUAGUCGCAAGAGAUCAUUUACAAAUGUUUAAGCUAAAUUAAAUUAACAAUAGCAAGAAUGA
Molecule: messenger RNA, 4428 nt
Organism: Tetrahymena thermophila SB210
Lineage: Eukaryota; Ciliophora; Oligohymenophorea; Hymenostomatida; Tetrahymenidae
Product: zinc carboxypeptidase family protein
Exons: 3
Biological process (GO): proteolysis
Molecular function (GO): zinc ion binding; metallocarboxypeptidase activity
Source: RefSeq, a predicted model, not a curated record